This is a messenger RNA of Carassius gibelio (silver crucian carp), 3176 nucleotides long. Its product is annotated as tripartite motif-containing protein 16-like. The record is from RefSeq and is a predicted model, not a curated record. Gene Ontology annotation, molecular function: zinc ion binding; protein binding. The transcript is spliced from 6 exons. Bases 572 to 2200 code for a protein of 542 amino acids. Lineage: Eukaryota; Metazoa; Chordata; Actinopteri; Cypriniformes; Cyprinidae.
UUGACAGCUCAGCGAGCACAAUUAUAAAUUUCUUUGGCGGAAGGCCCCGUCCAUGGUUCGUAAUCCGAGGGUAGCGAAUCUGCAUUUCCUGCCUGAAGACGAAGGCAGGGGCGCAGCAGACCCCCCCUGGAAGGUAAGGACAGGACCAUCCUGGUGGUGGUGGGGAGGGUGGAGGUUGUUGUCGCGUUGGCAUCUGCGAACUCAAACAUGUGUAAGUACGAUCUUUUAUACAGGAGUAUAAAGACGUGAUUGGAUAAUGAUGAAGGUAAUUAGUGACGAAGUGAUUGAGUCUUCCUGGCAGAACUUAGGCUAAAGCUUCCAUUUCUUAAUAAGCGCACCACUGAAUCAACUAGUCAAGGUCUUUGCAUUUAUUUUACCAACAGUCAGGUGUGUUGAAACGAAACUCAGCAGCAAAGAGAAACCUGACUCACAGUCUCACAGACACGCCUAUUUUACUUGCGUCUCUUAAACCCAUGUAACUAGGAAACCGAAAUCAGUGCAGUUCAAGGAAAGAGAAACUGAAGUGUAAUUGAGCUGUUGUGAGUUUGUAUCUCUGUAUUAUUGGAGUAAAAUGGCAGAAGCCAAAGUUUCUCAGGAUGAGUUCAUGUGUUCAGUGUGUCUGGAUCUCCUGAAGGAUCCAGUGACCAUCCAGUGUGGACACAGUUACUGUAAGAGCUGUAUUACAGACUGCUGGGAUCAGGAGGAUCAGAAGAGAGUCUACAGCUGUCCUCAGUGCAGACAGACCUUCAGUCCAAGACCUGGUUUAUCUAGAAACACCAUGCUGGCUGAAGUGGUGGAGAAACUGAAGAAGACCAAACGUCCUGCUGACUGUGAUGCUGGAGCUGGAGAUGUGCAGUGUGACGUCUGUACUGGAAGAAAAUACAAAGCCAUCAAGUCCUGUCUGAUGUGUCUGAACUCUUACUGUCAGAAUCACCUCGAACAACACAAGAGUUGGUUUAAAGGAAAGAGACACAAAGUGAUUGAUGCCACUGGACGACUGCAGGAGAUGAUCUGCCAGAAACAUAAGAAGAUCCUUAAGGUUUUCUGUCGCACUGAUCAGAAAUGUAUAUGUAUGCUGUGUAUGAUAGAUGGACAUAAAAACCAUGAGACUGUAUCAGCUGCAGAACAGAGGACAGAGAAACAGAAGCAGCUGAUGAAGAUGAGGAGACAGUUCCAGCAUAGAAUCCACAAGAGAAAGAAAGGUCUUCAGCAGCUGAGAGAGACUCAUAAAUCUCAUAAGCGCUCUGCACAGAGAGCAAUGAAGGACAGUAAAAGGAUCCUUACUGAGCUCAUCCGCUCCAUUAAGAGAAGCCGCUGCGAGCUAAAACGGCUGAUCAGAGAUCAGGGAAAGACUGCAGUGAGUCGAGCUGAAGAACGACUGGAGCGACUGGAGCAGGAGAUCAAUGAUCUGAGGAGGAGAGACGCUGAGCUGAAGCAGCUUUCACACACACAGGAUCACAUCCAGUUCCUGCAGAGUUUCCAGUCUCUCUCAGCACCUCCCGAAUCUACAGAUGGAAACGAUGAUGCCUUAAUUUUUCUCUUAUCUUCUGAUGGUUUGAAAGAAUCUGUCCUUCAACUGAGAGACAAACUGGAGGAUUUCUGCAAAGAGAAAAUCAAGAAGAUCUCAGACAGAGUCACAUUCACCAACAUUGUUCUCUGGACCAGGAAGAACUUCCUACAAUAUUCCCAUCAGCUCACUCUGGAUCUGAACACGGCAUAUAAAAACCUCCGUCUGUCUGAGAACAACAGAGUGAUUACUAACACUGGCAUAGAUCAGUCAUAUCCUGAUCAUCCAGACAGAUUUGAUGUGUCUCAGGUGUUGUGUAGAGAGAGUGUGUGUGGACGCUGUUACUGGGAGAUUGAGUGGAGUGGGUCUCGUGUCUUCAUAUCAGUGUCAUAUCAGAGCAUCAUCAGGAAGGGUUUGGGUGAUGAGUGUUGGUUUGGAUUUAAUGAUCAGUCCUGGAGUCUGCGCUGCACUUCCUCAAGUUACUCAUUCAUACACAAUAACAUAAAGACUGCUCUCCCUAUAAAGCCCAUCAGCAAUAGAAUAGGAGUGUUAGUGGAUCACAGUGCAGGAACUCUGUCCUUCUACAGCGUCUCUGACAAAAUGAGCCUCAUCCACACAGUCCAGACCACAUUCACUCAGCCGCUCUAUCCUGGGUUUUGGUUUGGUUCUGGAUCAUCAGUGAAACUGUGUUGAUAAAUCAGAACCGAUUGACAAGAGAUUCUACCCAUAAUGCUUAGAGCUACAUGAUGAAUCAGUAACAAUGAGAUGUUAUAGAGUCUCUUCUUUUCUCUUCAUGACAUUAAUAUUGCUUCUGUCAGUGAAAUAAAAGGUCAGAAUAAAUGUGUUAAAAAUCCUCAUAUAGACAGUGUUUGAGUCCUGUUGAGUGACCAUGUGUUUCUGUACUUUUCUAAAACUCUAUAUAUGUUGACUAAAAUCAGUCAUUAGUUUUUAAUGUAGUUUCACAUCUGUGAGAUCAUAUGUACUUUAAAUAUUUUCAGUUUUUAAUCUUCUCAUACUGUGUAACAUAUAAUCAUAGUUUUGUAUGCAAGGCUGACCUACCUCCCAUGUUGCUGUUAAGAACUGAUAAACAAGUAUGGUGCAUACUUGUGCACAUCACUCUUACUUGCACACAUGGUACACCCAGGAACUGGGAUGUAUGCCAAUGCUUUGGAAGGCAAAGAGUUAUUAUUCCUGUGUUCUGAAGCACUUUGCUACUUCUCAACUGAUACUUGACUAGUAAGCACAUUAAUAAAAGACUUCAUCUCCACCCUGGACUCCCUGUCUCUUCAUUCCUGUUUCAACAUUCUUAGCGGUCAGCUCAUUCAUGAUCUAUCACACCAGUAAUUUUUAUUACUUUUAUGGGAUUUUAAAUUAAAAGCAUAUGGUCAAAUGGUUAUCUGUUCAUGUAAGUUCCUGUGAACCUUGAAAUAACAUUUACAUCAUACUGUCACAGUGUCUGGGACGUGUUCCCUGGGAGUCCACUAGGUGUCCUCCGUUCCCAAGGUGUCUGUCAUCUUAUCACUUCCUGUUCCCUUAUUUGGUCACCUUCCUCCUUGUUUUAGUUAAUUGAUUGUUCCCCCACCUGUCUCCUGUUUCCCCAUUAUCCUUCUGUGUAUAAAUACCCGGUCUGUCUGAGUCUUUGUCAUAGAGUCCUUAUCGUAUGUAUGAU